AUGUCUGCAAGCUCUGAUAAUGAAGACUCGGCACACUCUGAAAUAGCAGAGCGUUCGAACUCCCAACCCUCUCUCGAUACUCCUAAGAUGAAGAAAUCCUUGAUUGUCAGUCUGCGAUACCGUGCGAGCAAACCGUUCGUCAUGAAAUUUGAACCUGGAGGGAUCGUUGAUGCUCAACUUUACUAUCUCCACUCUGGCGUGGACUCUAACUUCACAAUCAAAUGUCAAGACCGAAUCUGGAAGGUCAACAAGGGCCUCUUGGGUCAGAGGUGCGAGUACUUUCGGGCUGCUGCGCAGUCUGGCUUCUCCGUGCGUUACGCCGUCGUCUCAGUCUUUGGUGGGGCUAAUCAAAUGGAGCAGGAGCAAUCGACUGGACUUCUCACACUGGAUAGCGAGGAUCUAGAUAUCAUCAACGUCCUACUAGAGUCUAUUUACACAGUUAACCGUUCAAGACCAUUUGACGGCCACAUGGCAAUUUUUAUUAACCACAAGGAAUUAUCGGGGCAGCUGAAACACCUCAUUUCUGUUGUGAUUGCGGCAGACAUGUAUUUGGUGCCUGCGCUCGUGGAAGCGGCUGGUAUGAAAAUCGACCAACAGUUGUCCGGAAUAUUGUGGGGUCUCCGGUACGUGAAUAAUUACAUGACAGAAGAGCUAUUCUCUAGUCUACUGGAAGCACUCUACCCGAAUCGAGAUUCCUCAGCAGUAGAAGUUUAUCAGGUCCAGUUUAUUCGUGCUAUCAUCCGAGCGAAGGGUGACAUCGCACAGAAGCUUAUUACUGAGGGGCACAUGAAGAAAUAUCCUAAGCUAGGGCUGACCGUGAUGGGGAGCAUGGAAAAAAGAUGCAGGACAAAGUGCAAGAGAAAGAGCGAACAAUAA
This is a messenger RNA of Endocarpon pusillum Z07020, 876 nucleotides long. RefSeq lists its product as uncharacterized. Gene Ontology annotation, molecular function: protein binding. Bases 1 to 876 code for a protein of 291 amino acids. NCBI's taxonomy places the organism in Eukaryota, Fungi, Ascomycota, Eurotiomycetes, Verrucariales, Verrucariaceae. The transcript has 2 exons. The record is from RefSeq and is a predicted model, not a curated record.